ACCUUGAAUGAGAUUCUAGCUGGAAGGUGGAGUCGCCACACUUAGGAUGUGUGCAGCCACAACAGCAGCACCUGUGUCCUGAGGACCAGCCAACCUGGGAGGCAAGCUCUCACCGGCGAGGAGGAUGCGGGUGUGAAGCCCCAGUCCGUGAGUACCGUGAGAUCGUCCCCUGGAUUAAGGUGACAGUGCUGGGCGGAUCAGCACCAUUCCACCGCCCCUCUGUGGAGCCGUGCCAAGAGUAGGGGAACAUGGAGGAGAGGAAGCAGGAGACAACGAACCAAGCUCACGUCCUCUUCGACCGCUUUGUUCAGGCCACCACCUGCAAGGGGACCCUCAGGGCCUUCCAAGAGCUCUGUGACCACCUGGAGCUGAAGCCCAAGGACUACCGUUCCUUCUACCACAAACUCAAGUCCAAGCUCAACUACUGGAAGGCCAAAGCCCUCUGGGCCAAAUUGGACAAGCGGGGCAGUCACAAAGACUACAAAAAGGGCAAAGCCUGCACGAACACAAAGUGUCUCAUCAUUGGAGCUGGCCCCUGUGGUCUCCGCACGGCCAUCGACCUGUCCUUGUUGGGAGCCAAGGUGGUGGUUAUUGAAAAGCGAGAUGCCUUCUCCCGCAACAAUGUCUUACAUCUCUGGCCUUUCACCAUACAUGAUCUUCGAGGUCUGGGCGCCAAGAAAUUCUACGGCAAGUUCUGUGCCGGAGCCAUCGACCACAUCAGUAUCCGUCAGCUCCAGCUAAUCCUCCUGAAGGUAGCCUUGAUCUUGGGCAUUGAAAUUCAUGUCAAUGUGGAAUUCCAAGGACUUGUCCAGCCUCCCGAGGACCAAGAGAACGAACGGAUAGGGUGGCGAGCAUUGGUGCACCCCAAAACUCAUCCUGUAUCAGAAUAUGAAUUUGAAGUGAUCAUCGGUGGGGAUGGACGUAGGAACACGUUGGAAGGAUUUCGUCGAAAAGAAUUCCGUGGCAAGCUAGCCAUCGCCAUUACGGCUAAUUUUAUCAACCGCAACACAACCGCAGAGGCCAAAGUGGAGGAGAUCAGUGGGGUGGCUUUUAUAUUUAACCAAAAGUUUUUCCAAGAGCUGAGAGAAGCCACAGGUAUCGACUUAGAGAACAUCGUCUACUACAAAGAUGACACGCACUACUUUGUCAUGACGGCCAAAAAGCAGAGUUUGCUGGACAAAGGGGUGAUACUGCAUGACUACACAGACACGGAGCUGUUGCUUUCCCGGGAGAACGUGGACCAGGAGGCCCUGCUGAACUACGCCCGGGAGGCUGCAGACUUCUCUACCCAGCAGCAGCUGCCUUCCCUGGAUUUUGCCAUCAAUCACUACGGGCAGCCGGACGUGGCCAUGUUUGACUUCACCUGCAUGUACGCCUCUGAAAAUGCUGCCUUGGUACGGGAGCAGAAUGGACACCAGUUACUAGUAGCUUUGGUUGGGGACAGCCUCCUGGAGCCUUUCUGGCCAAUGGGGACAGGGAUAGCCCGGGGCUUUCUGGCUGCUAUGGACUCUGCCUGGAUGGUACGAAGCUGGUCCCUGGGCACCAGCCCCUUGGAAGUCCUGGCAGAAAGGGAAAGCAUUUAUAGGUUGCUGCCUCAGACCACCCCUGAGAACGUGAGCAAGAACUUCAGCCAGUACAGCAUCGACCCUGUCACUAGGUAUCCCAAUAUUAACAUCAACUUCCUCAGGCCAAGCCAGGUGCGCCAUUUAUACGAUAGCGGGGAAUCAAAAGAUAUCCACCUGGAAAUGGAGAACCUGGUGAAUUCCCGAACCACUCCCAAGCUGACGCGCAAUGAGUCUGUAGCUCGUUCAAGCAAACUGCUGGGGUGGUGCCAGAGACAGACAGACGGCUACUCAGGAGUCAAUGUGACAGAUCUCACUAUGUCUUGGAAGAGUGGUCUGGCCCUGUGUGCCAUCAUCCACAGAUACCGCCCGGAUCUUAUAGACUUUGACUCUUUGGAUGAGCAAAACGUGGAGCAGAAUAACCAGCUGGCCUUUGACAUCGCUGAGAAGGAACUGGGUAUUUCUCCCAUCAUGACGGGCAAGGAGAUGGCUUCGGUGGGGGAGCCGGACAAGUUGUCCAUGGUGAUGUACCUCACGCAGUUCUACGAGAUGUUCAAGGACUCGCUCUCCUCCAGCGACACCCUGGACCUGAACGCAGAGGAAAAAGCUGUCCUGAUAGCCAGCACCAAAUCCCCCAUCUCCUUCCUGAGCAAGCUCGGACAGACCAUCUCUCGGAAGCGGUCACCCAAGGAUAAAAAGGAAAAGGAUUCAGAUGGGGCUGGAAAGAGGAGAAAAACCAGUCAAUCAGAGGAGGAGGAGCCUCCCCGGAGCUAUAAAGGAGAAAGGCCUACCCUGGUGAGCACCCUGACGGACAGGCGGAUGGAUGCUGCCAUCGGAAACCAGAACAAAGUAAAGUUUAUGGCAACCCAGCUGCUGGCCAAGUUUGAAGAGAAUGCGCCUGCUCAGUCCACUGGCGUGAGGAGACAGUCAACACAAGAGCGUGGGGUCAGCCGGCCAUCCUGGUGUCUGCCAGAGCAGGGUCGCCCUGCUCGCAUCCCCCAGUGGAAACAGCGACAGGAAAAGGAGCGCUCUCGGACCUGCCCCAAAAAAGUGAUCACUCUCUCUCCUCCCCCUACUCCACCUUCCUGCCGGGCGCGCAGUGGCCAGCAGAUGUACAGGAAUGUUCAUGCUGACAGCCGUGGCAAGCAGAAUCCCCACCACGAGAGGCCAGAGCCUGAGCCUUCACGUCGAUUUUUUGUUGACCAGUGGGAGCUCUCCCUUAGUCUCCGCUCCUCCAAUCGCCCUGCCUCUCCCUCCUCUGACUCCCUCCGACAGAAGUAUAUAAAGAUGUACACGGGCGGAGUGAGCUCAUUGGCUGAGCAGAUAGCCAAUCAGCUUCAAAGGAAAGAGCAACCCAAAACCCUUCUAGACAAGAAGGAACUGGGCUCCAUAAAGAAAGAGUUCCCGCAGAACCUGGGGGGCAGCGACACGUGCUACUUCUGCCAAAAGCGCGUCUACGUGAUGGAGAGGCUGAGCGCUGAGGGCAAGUUCUUCCACCGCAGCUGCUUCAAGUGCGACUACUGUGCCACCACGCUGCGCCUCUCAGCCUACGCCUAUGAUAUCGAGGACGGCAAAUUCUACUGUAAACCGCACUACUGUUACCGACUGUCUGGCUACGCGCAAAGGAAGAGGCCAGCGGUGGCGCCACUGUCUGGAAAGGAAGCCAAAGGACCCCUGCAGGAUGGCCCCACCGCAGACACAAACGGACUGGCCAGCGCCGCCACCAGCUCAGCCGAGAGAAGUCCAGGUCUGCAUCAGGUGACUGAGUUUAUGGCCUGGAGCAAGUGGACAUCAGGUCCUGCAUGUGCCAGCAUGAACGGCCUGGAGGAACCCAGCAUCGCCAAGAGGCUGAGGGGCACCCCCGAGAGGAUCGAGCUGGAGAACUACCGCCGAUCGGUGAGGCAGGUGGAGGAGCUGGAGGAGGUACCUGAGGAGACGCAGGCCGAGCACAACCUGAGCAGCGUGUUAGACAAAGGCACCGAAGAGGAUGCGGCCAGCAGCAGUUCUGAGUCAGAGAUGGAGGAGGAGGAAGAGGAGGAUGAAGAGGACCAGCUCCCCACCUCUGACCUGGGCGGGGUUCCCUGGAAGGAGGCAGUCAGGAUCCAUGCCCUUCUGAAGGGAAGGAGUGAAGAGGAGCUGGAAGCCUCCAAGAACUUCGAGCCUGAGGAAGAGGAGGAAGAGGAGGAAUAUGAAGACGACGAGGAGGAGUAUGAUGAAGAGGAAGAGGAGUCCAGUGAAGAAGGGGAGUAUUGCCCCUGGGACAGAGAACUCCUGCAAGGCCAGUGGCUCCAGCAUCUCUCAAAGGAAGAAGAAAUGGGUACAUGUGAAGCCGGGAACAAGAGGCUUCAGCAGAUCAUAACCGCAGCGGAUCCCUUGGCGAUCCAGGCUGAUGUGCACUGGACACACAUCCGUGAGAGAGAGGAGGAGGAGAGGAUGCUCCCACCCUCUGAGUCCUCCACUUCUAGAGUGACCGGCCUCCCCUCCGUACGGUGCGCAGCAGUACAGGCCUGGCUGGAGACUGUCUCCGGAGCUCCUCUGGAUGAGGAUGACCUAGAAGAGGACGUGGACUCUGAGCCAGCAGAGACCGAAGGGGAAGCAGCAGAGGAUGGAGACCCUGGAGACACUGGUGCUGAACUGGACGAUCAGCACUGGUCUGAUGAUAUCCCUUCUGAUGCGGAAACGGAACAUCGCUUACAGAGCCAGACCAAGGUGAAAGCAGACCUGGAGCUCCGAGUGUCAGAAAACGAGGAAGAGAAGCCAUCUGAUACACCAAAGCAAGAGGAGAGAGGUCCUUCCCAAGUCUCCAGCCCUAGCCAGCCACCUCAGAAACAAGCUGUUCUGUUCUCCCCAGCCCACAGCCCGGGGGCAGAGGAGGCCAAGCCCCCACCUGCCUCCAUUACCACCAAGGUGAAGUCCCCCGCUGAGGAGCCACUUUUCCCUGCACCUCUGCUCCUCAGAGAAAAGCCCAAAGCUGAAGGCCCGGAGGAACAGAAAACUGUGCACUCCCCGAUCCGAUCCCAGCCCGUGGCCCUGCCCGAAGCCAGGUCGCCUACCUCACCCACCAGCAGCCUGCAGCCGGAGUCCCUGCUGGCCCCUCCCACUCCUCCCACACCUCCCUCCACCCAACUCCCCAUCUGUUCCCAGCCCCAGCCUUCCUCGGAUGCUUCCAUCCCAUCACCCACCAAGUCCCCCAUACGCUUCCAGCCAGUUCCAGCCAAAACAUCCACACCCCUCACCCCACUCCCUGUGAAGAGCCAAGGAGACCCCAAAGACAGGCUGAGUGGCCCUCUGGCUGUGGAGGAGGCCUUGAAGCGGAGCGAUCUGGUGGAGGAAUUCUGGAUGAAGAGUGCUGAGAUCCGCCGCAGCCUGGGCCUUACUCCUGUGGACCGGAACAAGGGGUCAGAGCCCAGCCUCCCCUCCCCUGCCUUGAAGCCAAUAUCCCUAAAGUCCUACUCAGUUGACAAGUCACCUCAGGACGAGGGUCUCUGCCUUCUGAAACCUCCAUCUGUUCCCAAGAGGUUGGGCCUGCCAAAGUCAGCCGGUGACCAGCCCCCACUGCUGACCCCAAAGUCGCCCUCUGACAAGGAGCUGAGGAGCAACCAGGAGGAGCGAAGGGACCUAUCCAGCAGCUCGGGUCUGGGCCUCCACGGCAGCUCCUCCAACAUGAAGACCUUGGGCAGCCAGAGCUUCAACACCUCAGACUCCACCAUGCUCACGCCACCUUCCAGCCCGCCCCCGCCCCCACCCCCCAAUGAGGAACCUGCAACCCUUCGAAGGAAACCCCGUCAGACUUUUGAGCGCAGGGAGGCCUCGGUUAUCCCCCCUCCCACUCCUGCCUCAUUCAUGCGGCCCCCUCGGGAGGCAGCCCAGCCCCCCAGGGAGGAGGUUCGUAAGUCCUUUGUGGAGAGCGUGGAUGAGAUCCCCUUUGCUGAUGAUGUGGAGGACACCUACGAUGAUAAGACUGAGGACUCCAGUCUGCAGGAGAAGUUCUUCACGCCCCCCUCCUGCUGGUCCCGUUCAGAGAAGCUCCCGGCCAAGGAGAACGGGCGGCUCCCUCCGCUGGAGCAAGAGGUGCAGCCACAGAAAAGGGCACUGCCUCUGGUCUCCGCAGAGGCCAAGGAGCUGGCCGAGGAGCGCAUGCGAGCCCGGGAGAAGUCUGUGAAAAGCCAGGCGCUGCGAGACGCCAUGGCCAAACAGCUGAGCAGGAUGCAGGCCAUGGAGAUGGUGUCCUCCAGGUCCCGACCGGCACCAUCCCCGGGCAAGGAACCCGGGUUGGAGGCCACCAAACACCCAAGCCUCCGAGGCUCCCAGGAGCCCACCCUGAAGCACGAAGCUACCAGCGAAGAGAUCCUCUCCCCUCCGUCAGACUCAGGAGGCCCCGAUGGCUCUGUCACCUCAUCUGAGGGCUCCAGUGGAAAGAGCAAAAAGAGGUCGUCCCUCUUCUCCCCGCGCAGGAACAAGAAAGAGAAGAAAUCCAAAGGCGAAGGAGGCCGGCCCCCAGAGAAACCCAGCCUAAGCCUCCCAGAAGAUGUGGCAGCUAAGCCCAAGUCCCUAUGGAAAUCAGUCUUCUCUGGGUACAAGAAGGACAAGAAGAAGAAGAGUGAUGAGAAGUCGUGCUCUAGCACACCAUCCAGUGGCGCCACAGUGGACUCCGGCCAGCGCAGGGCAUCUCCAAUUGUGAGAGCAGAGCUGCAUCUCCGACGCCAGCUGAGUUUCUCAGAGGACUCAGACCUGUCCAGUGAUGACAUCCUUGAGAGGUCUUCCCAGAAGUCCAAACGAGAGUCGAUUUAUGUACCACACGGCUUGGCAUUCAGGAGAGCCUAUUCAUCAAAGCCCAGAACCUACACUGAGGAGGAGCUGAGCGCUAAGCUGACACGGCGUGUGCAGAAGGCAGCUCGGAGGCAGGCUAAGCAGGAGGAACUGAAGCGGCUGCACCGAGCCCAGAUCAUCCAGCGGCAACUGGAGCAAGUGGAGGAGAAGCAGAGGCAGCUGGAGGAGAGGGGCGUUGCGGUCGAGAAGGCUCUGCGAGGCGAAGCAGACUAUUGGGGAGAAUCUUAUUACAGUGGCCUCAUCGACUUGCACCUGGGUGUUGAGCCCAGUGGCGGGACUCCACGGCGUAGACCUCUCUCCUUCUGCCCUUGCUGUGUCCAGGAAGGUAUGGGCAAAAAGGAUGACCCCAAGCUGAUGCAGGAGUGGUUCAAGCUGGUGCAGGAGAAAAACGCCAUGGUGCGCUACGAGUCGGAGCUGAUGAUUUUCGCCCGGGAACUGGAGCUGGAAGACCGGCAGAGCCGGCUGCAGCAGGAGCUGAGGGAGCGGAUGGCCGUGGAAGAUCACCUGAAGACCGAGGAGGAGCUCUCAGAGGAGAAGAAGAUCCUGAACGAGAUGCUGGAGGUGGUGGAGCAGAGAGACUCGCUGGUGGCCCUGUUGGAGGAGCAGCGACUGCGGGAGAAAGAGGAGGACAAGGACCUGGAGGCUGCUAUGCUGUGCAAGGGCUUCAGCCUGGACUGGUCCUGAGCCUGCCUACCAUUGUGUCUGGUAGAUUGGCACCCACCUGACCCGGCUGCGUUCUCCCAAACCACUGGAUCCAGGUUCAGAAGAAGCCUGGCGUCCCCAGAGGGCAGUGCUCAGACACCACGCUGUGGGAAAACCCCAGGUGAGGGUUAUCAUCUGAGGUGACGUCACCUCCAAGGAGAGGCGCCCCCCACCCCCAGACUCCCCACUCAGGAGGGAGGAGAUGGGCAUGUUUGAUAUGUGCCCCAGGGGAACCGCCUUCAGGUCCCUGAGGGCUUGCUGCCUGGCACCUCUUUCAAGUGGCUCCUCUCCAGAGCCACUGCCACCACAGAGCACCUGCAGAGCAGAGCAACCGUUGCCCUCAUGCUCCCUGAAGCACCACCAAAGAGAAAAGUACAGAGGCAUCUUCAGAAAAGGGCUGUGGAUGGAGAUCCAGCCGGGAGCGACCCCCGCAGGGGUAAUGCUCACCCAGCUCUCGCAGGGGAAGUAGGCAGGUUCAUUAUGCAAGUUAGGAGGGUGCAAGAGGGGUCUGCCCCACCACACACUGGAUCCCCAGUGGCCAAGUGCCCCAGGCCUCUCACAUGGGCAGUGGCCUGAAGCCCGUGGAUUGCUGUGUUUUGCUUUUAGUUCACAACCAUUUUGACACUGGAAAGUAUUGACUUUGGGAGAGCUGAAGGAGGCCCUACCUUGUCAACUCCUCCCCCACCCCUUCCCCACCCUAGUCCUGUUGACAGAGAGGCGCAGUCCCUGGUCAGCGCCCACAUCAGUACAGGAGAGGGCUCUCCUUGGCAUUUUCCUGUGUUUGCACAUUGACAGCCUGGCCAGACACUCAGCCACUUCGGCCCCUUUUUGUCAAUUAACUUAUUUUUUUAAUACUUGAAAGUAAAGCAACGUCAUUUUUAUACCUUUACUAGAGACACUGCCUGUCACCUGCGCGUGGACGUGACGAGGGGGGGUCUUUGUACAUCCCAUGCAGCCUGAUGCAAAACUGACCUGAUUCUUGUUACAAGCAUUUAUUUAUUAGAUUCUUAAUGGUGUACCCGACUGGUUGGCGCCAGGAAGCAGCUCAAGGCCCUGUGGGUCCUUGCUCACAGCUUCUCUGUCCCCUCCUCCACCCAGCGCCCUGUUCCCGUUGCCGCUGGACUUGUGCAGGAGAAUGGCCUCUCUGUGCGGAUACAUUUCAGCACCAGGAGGCCAGACAGGCUGUUCUGGUCUUUUGGGGAUCUUGACUGUGUGGAACCCACUUUGUCCAGUUUUGCUGCCAAGGUUUUACCUACUGUACAUAGGUUAAAGGUUGAGACUAGCCCCUCUUCAUGCUUGCUGGGACCAGGUAGAGUGCGACCUUGUCCUUAGGCUAGCUGGUGAAAAUGCUCAGUCCAGCUAGACAGGAACCUGUACGCUGGUCUCACUUCAACGUACCAGCCACUCCAAUCUUCUCUGCCUACACCAGGAUUUUCUCAACCUGGCAAGAGCCAGUAAGCACCAUGUAACCAGAUGCAUAAACCAAGCUGUUCAUUUCCCGUGGUUUAGCCAGAGACCGGUGACUGUGGCCAGGGUGCUUCUCUCAAAACAGCAGCACAUGGACCGAUCCACUGGUGCCGUACCAAUCUGGAAAGGCCACACCAGCUGUGGGAGGGGCUAGUGCAGACGACAGCCAAGGGCCCACACUGACCCUGGACUUCCCAUGGGAACCACACUGUGCCUCAUCUUGAACAUCCAUCCACCCAACUCCAGAGGAGCAAACGGCUAUCUUACUCCUUCACCUUGAACAGAAGCUGCCAUCGCUCCCGUGGAAAUCCAGAUGUGCUGCUGGCAACCACCACAGCUCUGAUGUCAUCACUUCCUGGUCACUGACGUGGCAGUAUUGCUAUUUUUAUUCUAUAAGAGGAGGAUGUUCUGGAUUCCAUUUUCAACUACAAUCUGCCAAUAAAACUGGACUUUGGACAGGGCCAUCAUCGCCUGUGCGGCCUUCUCCUUGAGCCUGUCCUCCUCCACAGUGCCACCGGCAAUCCCAUGCAGCUCAGCUCUGUCAUUCCUGCUAACCCAGAACAAGGAAACCGUUUCCAGAGCAACCCAACAAGGAUGCAGGGGCAUGCUGCACCUCUCGUGGCCUCACAGAGCAGAAGCAACAGGUGUUCCCUUCUGCCUCUGUCGUGGUCAGCCAUGACCUGCUGAUCUCUCCAAAGCACACACACUGCUUCCAGCAGUCAUUGGAAAGUGGGCAGAACACUUUGCAGGAGGGCCUCAGAAUUCACCAGCCUCGGGAGACGUCCCCCAGCUCUCCAGUCGUGACGGCAGCGCGAGGACUUCAGGUUCUCACAGAGCACUUUUCUUAGGCUCCCAGUCUGUAACCACUAGUUUGCAGUUGAUUUCAGUGGUCCGGGGACCAGACAGGAAGUGUUCUCCGCCUCUGGAAACAUGCACAGCUCUAGUCAUGCAUUCUUCCCAGGAAUUAUGUCUUCAGUUGAAGACAGGGAAGAGAGGGAUGUGUACACUUCAUACACACACAGAGUGCAUUUGAGUAAACCCAAACUCAAGGCUAAGAGCAGUUCAGGAGGCUCUAGCCUCUAUCCCUGGAGUGCAAGCGGAAGGCAGUAAAACCCUGCUCAGUUGAUAUUUUUGUCCCCAACAGCCAACCUUGAGGUAAUUUUGACCAGCAGCUGUAGACUUAAAAAGAAGAAGAAGAAGAAGAAGAAGAAGAAGAAGAAGAAGAAGAAGAAGAAGAAGAAGAAGAAGAAGAAGAAGAAGAAGAAGAAGAAGAAGAAGAAGAAGAAGACAUUUCUCACUGGGAGAGGAGAGGCGGGGACAACAAAUACCGGGGGGCUGGGAAUAUAGCUCAGUGGUAGAAUGUGUGUUUAGCAUGCAUAAGGCCCAUGGUUCAAUCCCCCAGUACCACAUUUUAAAGAAAUUUUCUUUGGAAGACGGUAACACGACCCAGAAGAGGGAAUGGUCUGUUUUGUGCGCAAUAAAGUUUUGUUUUGUUUCGUUUUUUUAAAGAAAUGAAAAA
Molecule: messenger RNA, 10080 nt
Organism: Rattus norvegicus (Norway rat)
Lineage: Eukaryota; Metazoa; Chordata; Mammalia; Rodentia; Muridae
Source: RefSeq, a predicted model, not a curated record